Zophobas morio is the source of this 411-nucleotide messenger RNA. RefSeq lists its product as uncharacterized. Lineage: Eukaryota; Metazoa; Arthropoda; Insecta; Coleoptera; Tenebrionidae. Bases 1 to 411 code for a protein of 136 amino acids. The transcript has 2 exons. The record is from RefSeq and is a predicted model, not a curated record.
AUGGAAUACGCAAAUGUGGUCUGGUUCCCUUACUAUAAUAUACAUAUAAACAAUAUUGAAAAGGUGCAGCGUAGAUUCCUUAAAUAUCUGUAUUUUAGAGAGGAGAGAACGUAUCCUCCAGUUGGAUUUCCACAAAUUAUGCUUUUGGAGAGAUAUUCUAUGACAGCAUUAGAAAACCGUAACAAAUUAUUUUUGGCACUCACUAUUUAUAAGGUUGUUAAUAACAGAUUAGAUUGUCAUGACAUAUUGAGAAGAAUAUGUUUUAAUGGAAGUCCUAGAUUACUUAUAUCUAGAAAACCGGAGUUAUUUGCGUUACCAACACCUAGAACGAAUGUUCUGAAGUUUUCACCCGUGUACAGAUUGUGUUACAUAGCCAAGAGCUCGAAUUUUCUUGGUUUGAAUCUGUACUAA